Messenger RNA from Clonostachys solani, 1155 nucleotides. Lineage: Eukaryota; Fungi; Ascomycota; Sordariomycetes; Hypocreales; Bionectriaceae. The record is from the annotation of a GenBank genome assembly.
AUGAAUCCCGAUGAAGACUGGCUACUACCCAGAGAUGUCCCCUCAUGGUGUUUCUCUCCAGAAGAGAAACCUCUAACCUGGUCAGAGUGGUUCUGGCUCGUCGUGGAGGACCUUGGUUCUUCGGCUCGGAAAGUCUGCUCCUUUCUAUGUCAAGCAACUCUGAAGCUUACGAUCCUUUUCAUCUCAACUGUUGCCUGUAGCUUGAUUAUCGGUUGCUUUCUCGACUACGAAACCUACACACCCACACCCUCAUCCUCCGAGUUGAUUAUAUCUUAUCCCGAGCACGUCGAGCUCACGUCAAAGGACUUCGACCAUCAUGGAAACCACGACGACAAGAAUGGCACCCUCUACAUUGCCUUCCCGAAGCCCAACCUGCUCCUGAGUCGCAACUGGAAGUUGCUGACGAGCGAUACAUACAACGAUCUCAAGUCCCAACUUGCCUACCAUGCCUACGAAACUUGGGCACUGCAGGUCAAAAGUCUCACGCGCAGGGUUGACAAGACUCUACAACAAGAACUUUCAAAGUUCAGCCAGUGCCAGGACCUCUGGCACCAACCGUCGAACAUGGCCAAUGAGAAACUCAGCCUGGUCAUCACAAUGAUCAAGAAGAAGCGCGACGAACUCUCAGCCUUGGCUCCCCGGAUGGACGAAACCCCAUAUUCGCGCUGCUCUCGUCAACAAAACACUCAUCGAAACGUCGAGGCCUUGAGCCACAUAGCUUUCCUCCUUGGUCUAGCCGCACAGGAACAAAUGGAGAAGCUUGAAGACGACAUAGCAUGCUUUCAAGCCGUCGAGUGGAGACUGGCUCUAUCGAUGGAUAACUUCCGCGAAGCAAAAGAACUCGUACCGGGUGAUGGAGCUUCGAGCGUGAGGGACCACAUACUAGCCGAUCUAGAGAUGCUGAAGAUAUCUACCAAGUUUGCUACUGGCGAAGCGACCCAGGUUGUUUCGUUUUUCCAACAUCACCUUCAUGCAGCGAUUUUAAUCUAUCACGAUAUCCAAACGGAACAAGAGAGCACGUCACGGUGGCUCGAGAACGCCCAAGGUCCUUGCGGAGUCUCUGAGGAGCAAAUUAAUGUACUUGAGAAGGUUAAUAAUCUGCUCAGUCAAGGUCGGUUAUUGUCACAGGGGACGGGCAGUAGAUUCGAGAUGUAG